CGUAUUCGCGUGACAAACCAGGACCUGCCGAAAGGAACUAGGAUGACGUUCAAUAAGGUGUUUGUCCCUAAACUCAUCGAAAUCAUCGCGCGUCUCUCGAAUCCCUGGGAGUUGCAAGUCAUCGAUCUCGCCGCCGAACUGGAACGACUGUGGGAUGAAGUGUUCCCCGAUGUUGACCUCGGGUAUGAAGUUGAGCAGCGAUGUGACCUGUAUAUUUUGUCUAUGCAACGCAUCUACAACUGGCGCUCCAGCUUUGGGACCAAUGCGAUCGCCGCCGUCAAAAGGUUUUGGCAGAACCAGGAUAUCGAGGACCCGCUUGAUCGUGCAGAGUGCGCGAAGGUCGCGCUUGGAAAAGGAGUGCCAUAUCUGUUCGGACAUGUUGACUUCUUGCCGGAUGGGGUCACCGUA
Molecule: messenger RNA, 408 nt
Organism: Rhodofomes roseus
Lineage: Eukaryota; Fungi; Basidiomycota; Agaricomycetes; Polyporales; Fomitopsidaceae
Exons: 2
Source: RefSeq, a predicted model, not a curated record